AGUAAAUUUGUCAUCGUGGCAUGUUUACAGUUUGGUGAGAAAUUUGUAGGAAAAGGAGUGAAUUUUAUGUGGAUUUUAGUGUAAAAUUUAGAACUUUUAUAGCCUGUAUUGCUGUAUUUAUUAGAUACCAAUAGAUUCCUCAUAUUUAUUUACACAUCUGUAUGCUAAGAGCGGAACAUUUUCCUCAACAUUAAACGUGUGAUAAGUGUAGUAUGAUUGAUUAUCUCUGGUCCAUCUAAAGAUCAAUUUCACAAUAGCGAGAAAUCCAGUUUUGAAGAUGGGAAGCUAUAAGGAAAUACUUUGUCAGAGGUUCCCCCUUAUUGAUUCUGUGGUAAUUCAAUACAUUGAGGAAGUUAUGGAGGGCAGCAAUGAUGAUUUCUUCACUGGGAAUGAUGUGUACGAUGCUGUGGGUGAGGUGCUGCAUGAGAUUGCCCGAGAGAAAUCCGAAGAGGAUAUCAGGGAGAUCUGUCAGUUGCUGUAUAACAAAGUGUCACUGUCUGGCAAUGCCUACCAAGGUAGUCAGAAAAAGAUUUUGGAUGCUCCAGUGCAGUUGGAAGAGAUGGCAAAUCGUGACAUUGACACAAUGAAGGAUAUCAAUAGUAUCUGGGUGAUUGGAAAAGGGGCGGGGAAUACGAAAGUCGAUGCUAAGAAGCUGGAAAAGGCUGAGGCCAAGUUGCAGCAGAAGCAGGAAAAGCGGCAGGAUGUUAAGCCAGCAAAACCACCUCCUGUGCAACUUAUGACAGCUUCGGCAUCCCAAAUGAUCAGUAAGAAGGAUAACAAGAUGCAGGCCAAAGGUGUGGGCAGGAGUAUGGACUUUAAGAUUGAGAACUUUGACAUUAGCUUCGGGGACAAGGUGCUGCUGAGGAAUGCUGACCUCAAUCUGGCUGGAGGACGGCGUUAUGGUUUGGUGGGACGCAAUGGUCUGGGUAAAACCACAUUGCUGCGAAUGAUCUCCAGUUCACAGCUUCAGAUUCCGCCGCAUAUUACGGUGCUGCAUGUGGAACAGGAAGUUGUGGGAGAUGACACAAUUGCACUGGACAGUGUCCUGGAACAGGACACCGUACGGUCGAAUCUACUGCGAAGGGAGAAGGAAUUGCUUUUGGGGGAUCAGGAAGGAGGUGCUACGGAAGAAUUGGCAGAUAUCUAUCGACAAUUGCAAGAGAUUGAGGCAGAUAAAGCACCGGCUAAGGCAUCAGUGAUCCUCAGUGGUUUGGGCUUCACGAAGGAGAUGCAGAGUGCAGCCACGAGGACAUUUUCUGGUGGCUGGAGGAUGCGUCUGGCACUGGCCAGGGCACUUUUUUCAACACCAGAUCUGCUGUUGCUCGAUGAACCGACAAAUAUGUUGGACAUCAAAGCCAUCAUCUGGUUGGAGAAUUAUCUGCAAACAUGGCCAAAUACCCUGAUUGUUGUCUCACACGAUCGCAAUUUCCUGGACACGGUGCCCACGGACAUUCUCUAUUUGCACAGUCAGCGAAUUGAUCACUACAAAGGUAACUAUGAGCAGUUCGAGAAGACAAAGACGGAGAAGUAUAAGGCCCAGAAGCGUGAAUAUGAUGCCCAGAUGGCCAAUAGGGCUCAUGUGCAGGAAUUCAUUGAUCGCUUCCGGUACAAUGCCAAUCGAGCCGCCAGUGUACAGUCCAAGAUUAAGAUGCUGGAGAAAUUGCCGGAAUUGCAGCCGGUUGAGAAGGAACCUGAGACAAUUAUCAAAUUGCCAGAUGUUGAACCCCUCAAUCCACCAAUUCUGAUGGUGACCGAUGUAGCCUUCGCCUAUGAGCAGGAUAGUAUCAAACGGCCCAUUUUCCGGUGUCUCAAUCUCAAUGCCAAUCUCCAGUCCCGGAUAUGCAUUGUGGGGGAAAAUGGAGCCGGCAAGACUACUCUCCUGAAAAUUAUCAUUGGAACACUGGAUCCGACAUCGGGCAUUGUCUUUACCAAUCGUAAUCUCAAAUUUGGCUAUUUUUCUCAGCACCAUGUGGAUCAGUUGGAUAUGAAUCUGUGCUGCGUUGAGGUGCUGCAGAAGGACUUUCCGGGGAAGGCCAUUGAGGAAUAUCGUCGACAAUUGGGCAGUUUUGGAAUUUCCGGUGAUCUGGCCCUUCAAUCUGUGGCAAGUUUGUCCGGUGGACAGAAAUCCCGUGUGGCUUUUGCCAAGAUCUGCAUGGCCAAUCCCAAUUUUCUCAUUCUCGAUGAACCCACCAAUCAUUUGGACAUUGAAACCAUCGAUGCCCUGGGCAAGGCACUAAAUAUAUUCCAGGGAGGCGUUAUUCUUGUCUCUCACGAUGCCCGCUUGAUUAAAAUGGUGUCCAGGGAGCUGUGGGUGUGCGGAGAUCAGGAUGUCAAGACAGUCGAAGGGGGCUUCGAUGAGUACAGAAAAAUUGUGCUGAAGGAACUCGAAGCAGCUGCCAGUUAAAUCCCGCAAAAGGGGAUGUAAAUAAAUUUUGAUCAAAUUGUCUAUAAAACUGAGAGAGAUAACUUUUUGCAUUAAAAAGUCUCGUAAUUAUUAGGAAAA
Molecule: messenger RNA, 2503 nt
Organism: Phlebotomus papatasi
Lineage: Eukaryota; Metazoa; Arthropoda; Insecta; Diptera; Psychodidae
Product: ATP-binding cassette sub-family F member 3
Exons: 2
Coding region: 278-2404 (708 amino acids)
Molecular function (GO): ATP hydrolysis activity; ATP binding
Source: RefSeq, a predicted model, not a curated record